Messenger RNA from Cryptococcus deneoformans JEC21, 977 nucleotides. Its product is annotated as single-stranded nucleic acid binding protein, putative. The record is from RefSeq and is a predicted model, not a curated record. Bases 121 to 918 code for a protein of 265 amino acids. The transcript is spliced from 4 exons. Gene Ontology annotation, molecular function: RNA binding. Lineage: Eukaryota; Fungi; Basidiomycota; Tremellomycetes; Tremellales; Cryptococcaceae.
CCGAUCUAUCUUCUGCCAUCUUCGAUCACUUUGUUCGUUGGUCGCUUUCCUCGCUGAUCCCUCCAUCUCAUCGGCCCCGCUUCUUACUUCUCGAUCCAUCUCCAUCUCACCUCAAACACCAUGCAGUCCACGCAGCCGGUCGCCUCAUCCUCCUCCACUCCGGUAGGACCAAACGCAGACCGUCUUUAUGUUGGGAAUCUUUCCCCCACCGUCGACGAGUUUACCCUCAUCCAGAUCUUUUCAAAGUAUGGUAAGAUCACAAAACUCGACUUCAUGUUCCACAAAACAGGGAUUCUCAAGGGAAAGCCAAGAGGAUUUGCGUUCAUUCAGUUCUUAGACAAAGCAGAUGCCUUGAAAGCAAUGGUCAAACUUCAUGAUCGACUCCUUCGAGGCCGUAAACUUGUAGUUACCUACGCCAGCACGGCGCCUCCUGACAAUUCCAUGUUGCCUACUAAAGGUCGUAGAGCGGAACCCACUAAGACUACCACUCUAUCAUUAUUGAAGAGCCAACGCAAACCUCAAUCUACUGCUGCCCAAAUAGCAGCCAUGGAAGCUAAGCUCGCUUCGAUGCAACAACGUAAACCCCCCGACGAGAAUUGGAUUCCAGGCUCAGGUGUCGGGUCCCCCGCCGAGGCUUCCAAUAGCGCAUCACCUAUCCCAAACCUACCUGCAGAGGAGCUACUAGGAGAUAUUGAAGGGGAAAAGGCAGCAGCGGAGCUCGAAAGAGAAAUGCAGUCCGAGCUGGUAGGACAAAGGAGUGAUGCUGCUCAGAAAGACGAAGUAACAGCCGAACCAUCAAGCAAAUCGCCUGUUUUGUCGGAUAGCUCUCUUCCAUCUGUGGCACAGCACAAAUCGUUAGUGCAAGCGCAGCCAGUCAAAAAAGGUUUUGCGUCUUUACCCAAGAAACCCGUGUUCUGAACAAUCAUAUGAAACUAUCUUUAAUAUAUAAUUUGUAAAACUCUGGUCUUUGUAUGCAC